Molecule: messenger RNA, 3609 nt
Organism: Oncorhynchus kisutch (coho salmon)
Lineage: Eukaryota; Metazoa; Chordata; Actinopteri; Salmoniformes; Salmonidae
Product: protein GUCD1
Exons: 6
Coding region: 1244-1927 (227 amino acids)
Source: RefSeq, a predicted model, not a curated record
CCUCCCCGGUGUUGGUCUCGCAGGUAACGAUGUGGCCCUCAGCUUCAUGAAGGACUUUGAUUGGCACUCCAAUGGACAUCUUUCUGAGCACCACCACAAAUACAGUAAUGAUUUUAGUCAAAUAUAAAACAGCUUCUGGUUGAUGUUAUUUGGCACUAAAAUCAGUAGUUAAACGUUAGUAGCUAAAACAGGAUGAAUGGAAUUGGCUAGCUGGAUGUUAGCUAGCUAGGCUUGGUAGCUAACGUUGGCUAACGAUACAUAUCUAACGUUAGCGCCGAAUGAUACGUACUGUAGCUAGCUCAUUUCCAUGUGCACUGCUAUAAUUCUAAUAGCUAGAUAGAUGAUGAUGAUAACCGUAAUAUCUUACCGUGUAAAUCCUUGCAAACAAGUUCGUGGAAAUUAUUAAGCUAGAUAGCUAAUAUUUUUAUUUAGGUCUAAAUAUAGGUGAAUGGCAAAGAUGUCCUGCUUGUUUGAAAGCUAGCCUCUCCAGCCCCGUGUAUUUCCUGUUUGACUGAUUCAUAGCCAUGGCAAAGAUGUUUUAUAACUAAUAGCUCAUUGUUCUAUCUGUGGCGAUGCAGGGUGAAAACUAGAGCGAGAACUGUAUGUACUGCCACCUACUGAUGUCAUGCCAAUGGUGCAGUUUAGUUCACUACUAAAGCUUUUUUCUUUUACAGACAACACUCAAUCCAAUUUAUUACGUUUUUUUAUAUUCCAUCUAUAGUAUGAACAACAAUUCAGCGACUCGAAUAAUGUGGGAUACACUCUGUGAUAGAUGUUGUUCUUGUUUGCGACCAGGGUUAUUUUGGUGGCAGUGUAGUUUCUGGAUCCACUUUUAAGUGUGUGUGUGUGCGCGCGCUAUUAACAACAUUUGGGUGUGCGGGCGCUACCAGCCACCGGAAGUGAGUUUGACUCGCAAUCCUCGUUCGUAUCAAUUAUUUGAAGAAACCCAGCUAGCUAUCUGAACAGAACUAGUUUAGCGAUCAGUACAAGAAAACACUAAACAAUUCACAUGAAUCCACUUUAAAUGAUCUAACAGUUAGUGGGCGAAUUGACUAUUAAGUCGACCAACUAGAUGUAAAUAAUGAUAUGUUCUAGGGUACACUGAUUUGGUUGCUAGCGCCAGGCAGUGCUAGCCAACACCCUCAUGAGGCAAUCCAACUCCGGAGGAUUAACUAGCUACCGACCGUAAGCAAGUCUAACUAGUUUGUGAUUUGCAUCUAGCAGCAAAGAACAAACCAACAUAAUGUCAGAUGAUGCUGUCCUGCUGAAUGUACCCGUCAUUCGGCAGCUGUACCACUGGGACUGUGGAUUAGCCUGCUCCAGAAUGGUUUUGAAGUACCUCCACCCUGUGAGUGAUGAGGAGUUUCAGGGUGCUUGCUGGGAGUUGAAGCUGACGCAGAGUGUUUGGACAAUUGACUUGGCCUACCUCAUGUGCCAGCUGAGGGUCCGGCACCGCUUCUGCACUCAGACACUGGGUGUUGACAAGGGCUUCAGGAAUCAGUCCUUCUACAAAAAGCAUUUUGACACUGAGGAAGACAGAGUCAACGAACUCUUCCUAAAGGCUGAAAGCAAGGGUGUGGUGGUGAAUAAAUGCUCUGUGACAAUUCAGGAAAUCCAGGAACAUAUUUACCAGGGCCAUGUGGCCAUAGUGCUGGUCAACGCUGUGGUUCUGGUGUGUGAACUCUGCUCUUCGCCUGUCAAGUACUGCUGUUUCCUGCCUGUGGGACAGAAGUGCUUCUGCAGGAAGCCAGAAUACCAGGGUCACUUUGUGGUGGUGUGCGGCUUCAACCGGAGCACUGGCUGCAUCUUCUACAACAACCCUGCCUACUCAGACCGCGUGUGUUGCACCAGCAUUAGUAACUUUGAAGAGGCUCGAAUGAGCUACGGGACAGAUGAGGAUAUUCUGUUCAUCUUCAAGGAGAGCUGAUGGCUUAGGGACAAUGAAGAUGCAGAUGGUCUCCACAUCGCUAUGGUGCCCCAUCCUCACUAUGAUGACACAUCAGUGGGUCUACAGGUCCCUGAACUGGGACUGCUGGUUCCAGCUCUAGCCCAGUGUUGUAGAUGGUCCCGGGCUGUCCUUUCCAGUGCUAACUGACUGCUCACAGAACACACAUCACUCCCAACGUCACCACACCUGCCUCACUUCACAUAGCCCAUGCUAGUCGUCAGUGUGUAAAGGAAUAAUCACUGAAGACAUAGAUAAAGUGUGGUUUUAAGUUGGUUGGGGGACAAGCAGAUAGUUGAAAUAGAAUAAAGGAAUUUUUCCUGUGUCCCAUUUUGUUUAGUUUUACUUCAGUUAGUUGAUUCUACCAAUUGACGUGUGAAGGGUGAGCAGUGCAGGACUAGAAAAUCCUAUUUCUAAUGCUGGGUGGAAAAAAUAACAUGACACUCAAGUUGAUUCUAGACUUGUAGAGGAGGACAAAACAAUGCACAUACAAGGGCUUAUGGCAACAUGAUGCUAUCUUUGGUUUUACCUGGUGUCAUGCAAGUCUGAUGGGCCAUGUAUUGCUGCUUUCCUCCCCUUAGAAUAGGCUUGUCUUAUUUUAUUAAUAAUUAUUUUGAUACUGUUUGUUGAACUUCAUGUAUUAUUUAGUAUUUUCUAAUAACAUGGAAUUGAGGGAGAAAUUGUUUUUGAAAGACUCAGGUAAUUAAUGUCCAUAGAGUCUGAUGUGUUGUACUACAAUAGCAAACCCAUGUUACAAAUGUAUUUUCUUUAAUGCAAUACACCUUGACCCAUUUCCUGUUUAUGGAACCAAAUCUGCCUGGCAUGCCUAGGUGUCAGUCAUCAGGACAUCAUGUUCAACCUCAGCCUGCUGCUUUGUACAGACUUUGCUUUUGUUGUGUGAACCGAUGAUUACAGUCCAUGUCAGUGUCAUUCACAUCAAGGAGAUUAUUAUAGAGAAUCAGCUAUAGUUUCAACUGAAGGCAGUGGAGGCUGGUGGGAGGAGCUAUAGGAGGAUGGGCCCAUUGUAAUGGCUGGCAUGGAAUUAAUGGAACUGUAUCAAACAUGGAAACCACAUGUUCGAGUCCGUCCCAUUAAUUCCAUUCCAGCCAUUACAAUCAGCCUGAUCCUCCUAUAGCUCAUCCCACCAGCCUCCACUGUCUGACGUUUUUUCAGUGUUGCACUACAUGCCUCGAUCUCCAUGCUCUUUGAGUUUGGAAAAGGGAGAAUGGAGACACAGUGGAAAGUGUGAAGUACUCGGUACGAGGUAGAUGGAUGCCUUGCAGGUUUUGCUUCAGUAUAUGACUCAACACUACCUUCCGAGUUUUAAAGGAAUUAUUAGAUCAUAAGAUAUUUUCUGUUGAAAAUAGCAAUCAAGUGGAGGCAACACACAGAAUGACUUCAUUAUUCUCUUUCAACAUUUGUUUUUAUAUUUUGGUAUCAUGGAUGAUGUUAUUGCACUUUGGUUUUUUUACCAGCCAUAAUUAUGUAUUAUUUAAUUUUCAUUUUACCAUGAUAACAUAUUUUCCCAAUCUAGAUGGAAUGACUGAUUUAUUCCUGCUUGUGUAUUUUUGUUAUGAACAAAUGGAAUGUGUUAAAAUGGCUUUAUUUUUAUGAAAUAUACAAUUCCAUUUAUGUACUGUACUCAUUAAAAUAAUUUGAACACA